Messenger RNA from Vanderwaltozyma polyspora DSM 70294, 2064 nucleotides. RefSeq names its product translation termination factor GTPase eRF3 (gene SUP35). Gene Ontology annotation, cellular component: translation release factor complex. The transcript has a single exon. Gene Ontology annotation, biological process: translation; translational termination; nuclear-transcribed mRNA catabolic process, deadenylation-dependent decay. Gene Ontology annotation, molecular function: GTP binding; GTPase activity; translation release factor activity. The coding region runs from base 1 to 2064 and encodes 687 amino acids. NCBI's taxonomy places the organism in Eukaryota, Fungi, Ascomycota, Saccharomycetes, Saccharomycetales, Saccharomycetaceae. The record is from RefSeq and is a predicted model, not a curated record.
AUGUCUGAACAGAAUCAAAACUUCAACCAACCACAACAAGGUCAAGGUCAAGGUCAAGGUCAAGGUCAAGGUCAAGGCCAAGGUCAAGGUCAAUAUCAAAACUACUACCAAAACUAUUAUCAACAACAGCAAGGUGGUUACCAACAACAAAACCAAGGUGGUUAUCAACAGCAAAACUAUGGUGGUUACCAACAAGGUGGUUAUCAACAAGGUGGUUAUCAACAAGGCGGCUACCAACAAGGUGGUAAGCCUCAAGGUAAUUAUCAACAACAAUCCUAUGGUAACUAUCAACAAGGUGGUUACCAACAACAAAACUAUGGUGGUUACCAACAAAACCAAGGUCGCGGCGGUUAUAAGAACUAUAACAACCGUAAUAACUACCAAAACAAUAAUGGUCAACAGCAAUCAUCUCAAGGUAUGACUUUAGAAGACUUCCAAAAGCAACAAGAACAACAACAAACUGCUAAGCCAAAGAAAACUUUGAAGUUGGUUUCUAGUUCUGGUAUCAAAUUGGCUAAUGCAAGCAAAAAAGCUGAGCCAACUCCUGAAAAAACAGAUGCUAAGGAAACUACUGAUGCCAAGAAAGAAGCAUCAGAUUUGCCAAAGAUUGAAAAACUUGAAAUUUCUCAAAAAUCUGCAACCACUGAAGCUGAAACUCCAAAGGAAACUCCAAAAGAGGCACCUGCCGCCACUGAAAACACAUCAAAUGCUGAAUCAUUGAUAAAGCAACAAGAAGAUGAAAUUGAUCAAGAAGUCGUUAACGAUAUGUUCGGUGGUAAAGAUCAUAUGUCUAUUAUUUUCAUGGGUCAUGUCGAUGCUGGUAAAUCUACCAUGGGUGGUAACAUUUUAUAUUUGACAGGUUCUGUUGAUAAGAGAACCGUUGAAAAGUACGAAAGAGAAGCUAAAGAUGCUGGUAGACAGGGUUGGUAUUUGUCUUGGGUUAUGGAUACUAACAAAGAAGAAAGAAAUGACGGUAAAACUAUUGAAGUUGGUAGAGCUUACUUCGAAACUGAAAAGAGACGUUACACAAUAUUGGAUGCUCCUGGUCACAAAAUGUAUGUUUCUGAAAUGAUUGGUGGUGCUUCUCAAGCUGAUGUUGGUAUUUUAGUUAUCUCCGCAAGAAAGGGUGAAUAUGAAACAGGUUUUGAAAAGGGUGGUCAAACUCGUGAACAUGCCUUAUUGGCUAAGACUCAAGGUGUUAACAAAAUGAUUGUUGUUAUCAACAAGAUGGAUGAUCCAACUGUCAACUGGUCUGAAGAACGUUAUAACCAAUGUGUUGCUAACUUAAACAAUUUCUUAAAAGCUGUUGGUUAUAACAUUAAAGAAGAUGUUAUUUUCAUGCCAGUUUCUGGUUACAGUGGUGCUGGUUUGAAGAACCGUGUUGAUCCAAAGGAUUGUCCAUGGUACACUGGACCAGCCUUGUUAGAAUACUUGGAUGCUAUGAACCACAUGGAUCGUCACAUCAAUGCUCCAUUUAUGUUGCCAAUUUCAUCUAAAAUGAAAGAUAUGGGUACUGUUGUUGAAGGUAAAAUUGAAUCUGGUCAUAUCAAGAAGGGUAACUCCACCUUGUUAAUGCCAAACAGAAUCCCAGUCGAAAUUCAAAAUAUUUAUAACGAAACUGAAAAUGAAGUUGAUAUGGCUAUUUGUGGUGAACAAGUUAAAUUGAGAAUCAAGGGUGUUGAAGAAGAAGAAAUUUCUGCUGGUUUUGUUUUAACUUCUCCAAAAAACCCAGUAAAGAGUGUAACAAAAUUUGUUGCUGAAAUUGCCAUGGUUGAAUUGAAGUCUAUUAUGUCAGCAGGUUUCUCUUGUGUCAUGCAUAUUCACACAGCUAUUGAAGAAGUUACUAUCACAAGAUUAUUGCAUAAGCUUGAAAAAGGUACCAACCGUAGAUCUAAGAAGCCUCCUGCUUUUGCUAAGAAGGGUAUGAAGAUCAUUGCAUUAUUGGAAACCAAUGAACCAGUCUGUGUUGAAACAUACCAAGACUACCCACAAUUAGGUAGAUUCACUUUAAGAGAUCAAGGUACUACUAUUGCCAUUGGUAAGAUUGUCAAAAUUGUAGAAUAG